Messenger RNA from Callithrix jacchus (white-tufted-ear marmoset), 1272 nucleotides. It is a transcript of the gene CREB3, whose product is annotated as cAMP responsive element binding protein 3. Gene Ontology annotation, cellular component: nucleus. NCBI's taxonomy places the organism in Eukaryota, Metazoa, Chordata, Mammalia, Primates, Cebidae. The record is from RefSeq and is a predicted model, not a curated record. Gene Ontology annotation, biological process: regulation of transcription by RNA polymerase II. Gene Ontology annotation, molecular function: RNA polymerase II cis-regulatory region sequence-specific DNA binding; DNA-binding transcription factor activity, RNA polymerase II-specific.
UGCCAAAGGCCGACAGCUGAUCUGGGACUCGUGUCUGGGCUUCGGACGUUGGGGCCCCGUGGCCCACCCUUUACGUAGAUGUCUCAAAUGGAGCUAGAAUUGGAUCCUGGUGACGAAGACCUGCUGGGCUUCCUGCUAGAGGUACCGAGUGACUGGGAGUUAGAUGAUUUGCUGAGCUCACUGCUGAGUCCCCCAGCAUCGUUGAACGUUCUCAGCUCCUCCAACCCCUGCCUUGUCCACCACGACCACACCUACUCCCUCCCACAGGAAGCUGUCUCUGUUGAUCUAGAGAGUGAGAGCUUUGGAAAAGAGGAGACCCAGAUGACUACACAGCAUGUGGAGGAAAUGGCAGAGCAGGAGACUGUUAGGUUGGUACUGACAGAUGAGGAGAAGAGUCUAUUGGAGAAGGAGGGGCUUAUUCUGCCUGAGACACUUCCUCUCACUAAGAUGGAGGAACAAAUUCUGAAACGUGUGCGAAGGAAGAUUCGAAAUAAAAGAUCUGCUCAAGAGAGCCGCAGGAAGAAGAAGGUGUAUGUUGGGGGUUUAGAGAGCAGGGUCUUGAAAUACACAGCCCAGAAUAUGGAGCUUCAGAACAAAGUACAGCUUCUGGAGGAACAGAAUUUGUCCCUUCUAGAUCAACUGAGGAAACUCCAGGCCAUGGUGAUUGCGAUAUCAAACAAAACCAGUAGCAGCAGCACCUGUGUCUUGGUCCUGCUAUUCUCCUUCUGCCUCCUCCUUGUACCUGCUAUGUACUCCUCUGACACAAGAGAGAGCCUGCCAGCUGAGCAUGGAGUGUUGUUCCGCCAGCUUCGUGCCCUCCCCAGUGAGGACCCUUACCAGCUGGAGCUGUCUACCCUGCAGUCAGAGGUGCUGAAAGACAGCACACACCAGUGGCUGGACGGCUCAGACCAUGUACUCCAGGUCCCUGGCAACUCUUCCUGCCUGCUACACUACAUGUCUCAGGCUCUCAGGGCAGAGCGUCCCCUGGAGUGGCUAUUCCCUGACCUCUUCUCAGAGCCUCUCUGCCGAGAUCCCAUCCUCCUUCUGCAGGCAAAUCUCACAAGAAAGGGGGUAAGGCUUUCUACCUAUAGCCCCUCUGUCAUCCUGCAGGACAGAUACUCAGGCUAGAUACAAGGAUAUGUGGAGGGGUCUCAGCAAGAGCUUGGUGGGCUCCCCAUCUGUGUCUGAAUAAAAAUGGGUGGGCGAGGGCUGGCUGCAGAUUCUGUGCCCUGUCAGAAAGACUGAGGGCUCAAAUACACCACAUUUACUGGC